AACAUAAAAACAUACACCAUUUUUAAAUACCAAGGACAGGCUUGUAGUAAGGUGGCAGCUAUUGAGUAAGAGAAACCCUGAAACUCCAGUUUCUCCCCACAAACAGGGAAGAAGAAAUUGUGUUUGAAUGGCUUCAACUACUGGUUACAUUGCUUUACCUGAAGUUAAACCUCAGAUCCAGCACAUAAUUAAAAUUCCUGAACAAAUUGAGCCUGUGGUGCCUGAUGAAUGCUGCAUUUACAAGGUUCCUUUCCAUCUCUUGAACUUGAAUGUGAAAGCCUAUACACCACAGUUUAUCUCAAUAGGCCCUCUUCACAGUGGUAAUUCAGAGCUAAAGCAAGAGAAACAGAAACAAAGGUACUUUCAUGCGUUUUGGAAACGUUUAUCCAGCAAGCAAGCUUUAGCUUUGAUGCAAUACAAAAUUUUCCUUGAAGAUAAUAGAGAAAGGAUAGGGAACUGUUAUUCCAAGCCAGAACUCUACAAGGAUGAACAGUUUGUUGACAUGAUCCUCUUAGAUUCUGUCUUCAUCAUGGAGCUCUUUUUGAGAAAAUCAAACAUAGGUGAACCGAAAAAUGAUCACAUGUUCACCUCAUCAUGGGUUUGCAAAAGUACACAAAGGGACUUGUUACUACUUGAAAACCAGCUUCCCAUGUUUGUGUUAGAGGAAUUGCACAGGAGGGUGUUUCCUGGAGAUGAUUGCAGCAAGGAAAAAGUUAGUUUUAUUGAGCUUGCCUUUAACUACUUUGAAGAUUAUUAUCCACACAAGUCAAGUCAAAAAGAUGAGAUGAUCAAGAACUUAAAAUCUUGCAAACACUUCACUGAUUUGAUCAGGUACACCUACCUUCCAACACAAGUCCAAGUUGAGGGGGUGAAUCCAUCACAAUAUUUCACCCCUUGUAGAGUAGAAUAUGUCCCAAGGACUGCCACAAAGUUGGAUGAGGCAGGGGUUAGCUUCGAGAAAGUUCAAGGUAGGAGCUAUUUGGACAUAAAGUUUGCAAAGACUCCGAUCCUUAGUUGGUUCCUGUGUUUUGGUUGCUUACCAUUCUCCACAUGUUUCAAAGCCCGUUUGCAAAUUCCUCACUUAAAAGUAGACCAAGUGACAGAAUGUGUCCUAAGGAACCUCAUUGCCUUGGAGCAGUGUCACUAUUCAGAGCAACCUUUCAUAUGCAACUAUGUUUCUCUAAUUGACUCUCUUAUUAACACUCAAGAGGAUGUGGAGUUGCUGGUGGACAAAGAAACAAUUGUGCAUGAACUUGGAAGCCAUACAGAAUUGGCAACUGUGAUCAAUGAUCUUUGCAAACAUGUUAUGGUAAACUCUAAUUAUUAUGACAAAAUCAUAAAGGAACUCAAUGAUCACUACAACAGCCAUUGGAAGCGCUAUAUGGGUAUGCUAAGAUAUGUGUACUUCCGUGACCCUUGGAGAGUAAGUUCAACCAUUGUGGGAGUUGCUGUUUUCUUAUUCACCACUUUAAACUUUCUAAGGGUUAUUGGUGUGUUUCAUCCAAAAUAUUGA
Molecule: messenger RNA, 1513 nt
Organism: Abrus precatorius (Indian licorice)
Lineage: Eukaryota; Viridiplantae; Streptophyta; Magnoliopsida; Fabales; Fabaceae
Product: UPF0481 protein At3g47200-like
Exons: 2
Coding region: 128-1513 (461 amino acids)
Source: RefSeq, a predicted model, not a curated record